Vanessa atalanta (red admiral) is the source of this 2523-nucleotide messenger RNA. RefSeq names its product long-chain-fatty-acid--CoA ligase ACSBG2-like. The record is from RefSeq and is a predicted model, not a curated record. Gene Ontology annotation, molecular function: long-chain fatty acid-CoA ligase activity. Gene Ontology annotation, cellular component: endoplasmic reticulum; membrane. The coding region runs from base 297 to 2363 and encodes 688 amino acids. NCBI's taxonomy places the organism in Eukaryota, Metazoa, Arthropoda, Insecta, Lepidoptera, Nymphalidae. The transcript has 16 exons.
UCGCCAGUUGGCUGGCGCACUUGUAUCGUCGCGGUCGCCGUAAAUUUAUAAUCCAUACUUUUUCUACUCGUCUUUGCCUAACGUAUUAUAUCUCGAUUUCGGUUUAAAGCUUAUACUAUUAUAUUCUACAAUAAAAUCUUCGAAAUCUAUACGUUUAUUUAAUUAUGUGAAUUGUAAAGUGCUAUUAAAGUGUUGUAAAUAAAACAAAAAAUCACUGAGGAUUUUCUAGCAAUUUACCGGCCGCACCAACUGAGAUCUGUGUUGAAAACGGCGAAGAUAUUGUUAAAGUGAGCAAUAUGCAGGUCCCGAACGGAAUCGAUCAUCAAAAAUAUUUAAAUGGACCAGACCAGAUUAUACCAUGUGAUAGUUACAUAAGCUGCAGACCCGGAGAAUAUGUUAAAAUUCGCAUGGGAUCACGUGGACCUGCAGCAGAACCUCCAGUCUCAGUUCCUGGUCUCUUAAACAGAAUUGUCGCUCGGUACCCUAACGACACUGCCUUAGCUACUAAAAAAGACGGAAAAUGGCAUAAAAUCACUUAUAAGCAAUAUCAAGACCGCGUCCGUACGAUUGCAAAGGGUUUCUUGAAAUUAGGUCUAGAACGAUUUCACUCAGUGUGCAUUUUAGGCUUUAACUCGGAGCAGUGGUUUAUCGCUGAUCUUGCUGCCAUACACGCAGGAGGAUAUGCUGCUGGUAUUUAUACGACAAAUUCCGCGGAGGCCUGUUUCCAUUGCUUGGAAACAUCACGGGCGAACAUUUGCGCGGUACAGGAUAAGAAGCAGUUGGACAAAAUAUUAUCAAUACAAAGUCGCUUAAAACAUCUUAAAGCGAUCGUGCAAUGGGAAGGACCCGUAGACACAUCUAUUCCUGGAGUGUACAGCUGGGAACAAGUAAUGGAAAUGGGUUCUAAAGAGCCGGACACGCAACUCAACAAUAUACUGAAAUCUAUUUCUGUAAACGAAUGCUGCACACUCGUUUACACUUCUGGAACAGUGGGUCAACCAAAGGCCGUGAUGCUCUCUCACGACAAUCUCACGUGGGACGCGUACACAAUAUCAGAAAGAUGUCGCGACUUGAGGCCGACUUACGACUGUCUUGUUUCCUUCUUACCUCUCAGUCACGUCGCUGCUCAGGUGGUGGACAUCUAUACGACACUGACAAAUGCAGUGACUGUGUAUUUCGCACAACCAGAUGCCUUGAAGGGAAGUCUCGUUGAGACAUUGAAAGAAGUUCGGCCGACGAGAUUCUUAGCGGUACCGCGAGUAUGGGAAAAAAUGCACGAGAAGAUCAUGGCAGUGGGAGCAUCCAGCGGCUCCAUGAAGCGUUACAUUGCCACCUGGGCGAAAGACAAAGGAACUCAGUACCAUUUAGCGAGGAUCAACGGCGCCCUAUCAGCUGGGAUGUCAGGUCUGCCGAUAGACUUCAGUCUCGCCGAAAUUAUUAAGUAUUGGCAAGAUGGCACCACGUGCGGGUACAAAAUGGCCAAGUCACUGGUGUUCAGCAAAGUGCGCGAUAACCUCGGACUGGACCGCUGCACCACCUUCGUGACGGCUGCUGCGCCCCUUUCUCCCGACAUCAAAAAGUUUUUCAUGUCUCUGGAUAUACCAAUCAUGGACGCCUUCGGCAUGAGUGAAGCUGCUGGAGCCCAUACCCUCAGCAUAUACCCCAAAUUUAAAUUGGACUCCUCGGGCGAAAUCCUCGAUGGUACCGAAACUAAAUUCGACGGUUCGACGAGCAUCAACGGUCCCGGCGAAAUCUUCAUGCGAGGCCGGCACGUGUUCAUGGGCUAUCUCAACGACGAAGAGAAGACCAGAGCCACUGUCGACGACGAGGGCUGGCUGCACUCGGGAGAUGUCGGCAGAUUAGACAGCAAUAACUUGCUAUAUAUCACCGGUAGAAUAAAGGAAUUAUUGAUAACAGCAGGAGGUGAGAACAUUGCACCGGUUUUGAUUGAGCAAACCGUUCAAUCUGAACUCUUACACGUCGGAUACGCUGUGCUUAUUGGAGACAAACGAAAAUUCCUUUCCAUUUUACUGACACUAAAGGCGAAAGUCAACGGUAACGGUGACGCACUCGAUGAAUUGGACACCGAAACCAGAAAAUGGGUGGCGAAUCUCGGCAGCAAGGCUACUACAAUUAGCGAGAUUGUCCGUACCAAAGAUCCACUUGUACAUAAGGCUAUAGAAGACGGUAUUGCACGUGCAAACAAGCAUGCUAUUUCGAAUGCGCAAAAGAUCCAGAAGUUUGCUAUUCUCCCCGCCGACUUCUCUUUGAAUUCCGGAGAGUUAGGACCAACGUUAAAGAUCAAAAGGAAUGUUGUAUACGAGAAGUACAAGGACAUCAUAGAAGGAUUCUACAAGGAAUAAAUUUUAGAAUAAACUUAAUUUUAUUAAGAAGUGGGUUGAAGCGAAUAAACUUAUACAAUGAUGUUGUUGCUCAAAUAGAUAUAAUAGUCCAAAGCUGUUGUGAUUGGUCUUUGAAGUGGUGUACAUAUUUUUGUUACUAAAUAUAUACCUAGUUUUGAAA